CUUGGUGACUGAAUCAUGCAAAACAAAGAGAGUCCUACAGGGUCCUACUCAAAUCUGAAGGUUACUGUUCUUAGAGCAGAGACCAGCUAUUCCCGUGAUUAUUGGUCAGAGUCAGACUGCUAUGUCACUUUACAUCUGCCCACGGCCUCCUCGAAUAUUCACCGUACCGAGACUGUCGACAAUAGCAGCACCCCGGAGUGGAAUGAAACUUUCGACUUUAGGGUCCAGACUCGUGUAAAGAACAUCCUGGAGAUUAGACUGUAUGAUGAGGACACUUUCAUAGAUGGUGAUGACUUGUGUUCAGUUGUGUUAUUUGACAUCAACAACCUCGUACCAGGAGUGAAGGAGACUAAAGUCUUCAACAGAGACUCACAGACGAAUGAUGAACUGUGGAUGGAAUUUCAGCUGCUUGAGUGUGGUGAUCCUCCUUGUAAAUAUAUUUCAAACGGAGUCCUAAUGGCUGCCCCAUUCACUGCUGUGGAUGUUAGUUUGAUCAACAACAACUUGAACCCGGACAUUAUUUUGAGACUAACAGGAGCAUAUAAUGAAGAUCAAAAGAUGGCCAGUUCAGAACAAAUAACAGCGCUAGCAAAAACCUUGCGGUUCUAUGUGAACAGAGAUCUGGAGACAGAACUCAUGAUAAAUCAGCUGGACAGCUCGAGUGGCAGUUCAGCAAAUGCUGUUCAGCUUAAGAAAUUGCCAGCCAAAGACCAAGUUAACGUGUCUAUUCCCUUUGGAGAGGAAAAGCUGGACUUACAUUUGAAAAUGGAGGACUGCCCAGAGAAAGAUUUUCAAGUUCGUUUGGAUUUCAACCUUUCACCCCAAGAGAAGAAGUUCCUGGAGCAGAGAAGAGUGGUGGUGGAUCAGGCCUUAAAGAAAGUGUUGAAGCUUAACUCUGCCCGUACCCUCAAAAAGGUACCUGUAAUAGCUGUUGUGGCCUCAGGGGGCGGGACUAGAGCUAUGACUGGCAUGUAUGGGAGCCUGAGGGGCCUACAGAGAAUUGGCCUUCUGGACACUGUGACUUAUAUUACUGGAGUGUCUGGUUCUACUUGGGCCAUGGCCAAAUUAAACGAGCAAGAUGAUUGGUCCCAUUGUGACAUGAAAAAGGCAAUUGCUGAACUGGAGAAGGAGAUCACAAAGAGUGUUCUUAGUGCCUUCACCAUGGAGAAACUGCAGUAUUACCACACUGAAACUGGAAAGAGAGAGCAGGAGGGACACCCGGUGUCACUCAUAGACAUGUGGGGAUUGGUCAUUGAGGAGCUGACCCAUGGGAAGAAAAACAGCCAUACUCUGUCUGAGCAGCAGAGGGCAGUGUCAAAGGGCCAAAACCCCCUCCCCAUCUACACUGCUGUCAAUAUGAAGGAAGGAAGGAAAGGCACUACAGCUGAGAAAGAAUGGUGUGAGUUCACGCCAUAUGAAGUGGGGAUCCCAAAGUAUGGGGCUUUUGUCCGUGCUGAAGAUUUUGGCAGUGAAUUCUACCUAGGAUACAUGAUCAAGAAGCUCCCAGAGACACGUCUCCCCUAUCUGAUAGGAAUCUGGAGUAGUGUUUUCUCUUUGAACCUGACUCAGCUGUGGACAGCUUGCACUGGAAUGCUACCUUCCUGGAGCCCAUGGCUGGGGGAGAAUGUGAGCAACAUAGAAGCAGACAGUGAGCCAAUUACCCUGGACACAUAUCUCCUCACGCCGAUCACCAGCACGGCUAGCGUGGUCUCCAGCUUUUUCAAGAGCCGACCGGUCAUCACUGAGAUAUACAACUUUAUGCGUGGAUUCUUUAUGCAUUACAAUUAUAACAAAAACUCAAACUUUACCGCCUGGAAAGAUAGCCACCCUGAUGCCUUCCCAAACAACCUAACACCAGCUGAUUCCAAACUGCACCUAGUUGAUGCUGGCCAUGCAAUAAACAUUGGUUGCCCUCCAGUGUUGCGUCCCCAGAGGGGUGUAGAUGUCAUCCUGACUUUCAGCUACUCAUGGGAUCCGCAGGAUGUUUUAAAGGUUAUAAAAAUGACAAAUGAUUACUGUGAAGACCACAAGAUACCCUUCCCCCACAUUGACUUCAGCAAGCUCCAGGCUGAGCCUGUGAGAGAGCUCUAUGUAUUUGAAGACAAAGAGAACCCAGAGGCUCCCAUUCUGCUGCACAUGCCACUUGUCAAUGUUUCUUAUCGAGAGUUCAAGGCUCCUGGUCAACCACGGAAAGGUGAGGAGGAGAUGGAGGCGGGGAAAGUUGAUGUUAGCUCUGACUCUUCUCCCUACAAGACCUCCAACCUGACCUACUCUGUGAAGGACUACAGGUCACUGGUGGAUCUCACCACCUACAAUGUUGUCAACAACAAGGAUGCGAUCUUGAAGGCUCUUCGCAGUUCCCUGGAGAGGGCAGUGCCUGUGAAGGAAGAAGCCAAUCAGGAUCAUUGCCACCACUAACAUGUGGGAACCCUGUUAGAGUAAGAGAAAACACACCAAUAAUGGGUAUUUAGAAUUUAGGUUUUUGUCAAUCUAAAAUAUUCCGUUCAGUGAGGAAAGUGGUAGAAUUUCUGUAGAAACAUUGGUAUGGAGAACCAUGCAUGUUUCACAAAGACAUGGACAUUUAAAAAUACUAUUUUAUAAGGAUUUGGUUAUUCCGCCAAGAAUUAAAUUCAACACAGUUUGUAAGGCCGGGUGUCAACCUGCCCCCCACCUCUCAUAUGCUAAAAUCUGGAGUUGCUGGACAGAGCUUCUGCUUGAUGAGUCUCACACCUCAUUGUGUAACUUAUUGUCGCAUUGCUAGUCAUAUGUUGAUGAAUAAGGGUCAAGAUGUGGUCGGAUUGGUUGUUCUACAGAUAAUAGUUGGGUAUAAAGAGAGUUGUGAAGCAACUUGUGAAGCAUUCUUGAUCUCCUGAGAACUUCUCCUCAGCUCAUUCUCCUUGCUCAUUUCUUGAUUUAUUUAUCUGAUUUUACAAUAAUCGUGGUAGAGUAGGUAAGAUUUAAAACCUUAAUCUUUGUAACAUGUUUGCCUUGUAAUUGAUUUCAUUCAUUUGCAAUGUUAUUAUUUAACUUUGACCAUUCUUGCUCUGAUUUCACCCAUAGACUCAAAUAACUGUAAUUCCAGCAUAUUUGGUUAACUCCAGGUUCACAAUGACUCUUAUUGAGAGACUUGUUGCUCUUGUUGGUUAGUUGUAACUGACUUAAAACUAUUGUACUCGUGGUGAAAUAUAUUUUUGUUGCUUGCUUUUUUUCCACAGGUACACCCUUGCAUUUUUGAGGUUCAUGUUGUUUAAUUGUAACUUGUUUAACUACAUGCUCUUAUGGUUCUUCCCUUUGGGACUUAUUUCAUUUUCACAGUGUAUGUUUCAUGUUUUGGCUAUCCGCAAUGUUUGGGGCUAUCUCGUUGUUAUGAUCAGUGACAUAUGCACUUUUGUAAAGCUCUCUUUUGGAAGUCGCUUUGGAUAAAAGCGUCUGCUAAAUGCAUAAAUGUAAUGUAAAUGUAAUGUUAAUACACUGUUCAGUUUACCUCUCUUCCUUUAGGGAAUAGUUUUGGUUGUUUGCCAAAUCUUAAACUCCCCACGGUUGAUCCUAUUGAAAUAAGAUAAGCCUGAAAAUUACCAAGACAUUAAUGUUUCAAUACAAUACUUUCCACAUAUAAAAUCUCAAUCAGUGUUUGAAAACCCAAGGCAUGAUUAACUAUACCAUGUGUGAUUGCUAUGCUGGAAGCACAUUUGUUUAGUACAUUUAGGGAGGGGGGGUCUGAGACAGCACGAAGGUUAAAAGAAAAUGCUUCACUUUAUUUUUGUAGGGGAUUAUAACGAGUACAAAAUAAGUCAGACUAAUCCAGUCAGACUAACUUGCUCUGAUUGGUUGUUUUACAGAUAAUAGUUUGGUAUAAGGGGAAUUAUGAAGCAUUGUUCUGGGGAUUCUUGAUCUUAUACAAAUAUAAAGUGUAGACCAGGAUAGGCCUAUAUAUAAAUAAAUCCAGUGUGGAAGGAAGGUUUGGGGGUAAU
Osmerus eperlanus (European smelt) is the source of this 3971-nucleotide messenger RNA. Its product is annotated as cytosolic phospholipase A2 zeta-like. The transcript is spliced from 20 exons. Gene Ontology annotation, molecular function: calcium ion binding; calcium-dependent phospholipid binding. Gene Ontology annotation, biological process: glycerophospholipid catabolic process. The record is from RefSeq and is a predicted model, not a curated record. Bases 16 to 2418 code for a protein of 800 amino acids. Gene Ontology annotation, cellular component: cytosol. Lineage: Eukaryota; Metazoa; Chordata; Actinopteri; Osmeriformes; Osmeridae.